GCGCGGGUCGGCGCUAACGGUGUUCAGCCAAUCCCCUCUGGCUGGCCCGGGUUUGGGCGCCACGCGUGGGGUCGUUCCCUUUGUUCCGCCACCCGCUAUAGACCCUGUCUGAGAGCUGCUGAGCGGCCGGCCGGGCUUCGUGUCUGUCAGGGCCCCAGCCGGCAACGCACGAGGCAAGGGGUUUGGCACUUCUGGGACGACACCUUUGGCUCAAGCCGCUCUGGCCCAUUGCUUCACCUGCGCGCUGGCUUCAGCUCCCCUCCCGGUGUCAGCCUAUCGCCCAGGUGGUCCGAAGAUGCCGGGGGUUGCCGCGGUACUUCUUGCCGCGGCCUCUCUGGGGCUCGCUCGGGGAGCCGAGCCUGUGUCCGCGGCGAAGAUCUGCAUCGAGAACAGCGGGGCGUUUGUGCUGAGCUUCAAGAUGCAAGACACUGCGCAGUUCCCACCGAUGGGAUCUGGGGCACAAGCGCCCUGGUCCACGGCGGGGGAGCAGUCGUGCCAGGACAUGUCGUCGAUCCCCGACAUCGAGGAGGGGCACACGGUCAUGACGUUCGUGUACCUCCAGUGGGGCACUGCCCCUGUGCUGAGGUUGCCGCCUGUGACAUACAGCCUGGCGUCUGGCAGAUGGGCCGCCGCCAGUUUCACGUGCUCCGGCAAUGACGAAUCUGACGUGGACUGCGAGCUCUCAGGAGGUGCCCGCCGGCUCCAGAACUUGAUUUGAUGGGAGUCGUGUUUUGAAGUUCCUGCUCGUCGCACAGUUGUCGCCACAGCGGCGCAGGAGCAUGACGCGGGUAGCACGUUCGCUCCAUCGAGCUCCCCAGGGGUGUUUCUGGCAGAGCUUCUCGUCGAGAUCUGCGGGCCCUGAAGGUUAGCCCAAGGCGGGCCGCGCGAGCAGAAGGCUGCAGUGAGACUGCCUGCGUGUGAGACUGCACUCCUGCCUGGCACGAAUUUGUGUUGACUGUUUCUUUUGAGGUCCGCGUGCGCAGAAGGCUGCAAUCAGACCGCCUCGGAAAUUGCGCUGCUGCUUGGCACGAUUAUUUGUGUUUGAUGCCUGUUGGCAGUAACUUACAGCUGCACGGCCUUUGCAUUACUCGUUCUGCUGACGGGGCACAGCUUUGGCGUCGCAGGACCAAGACAAAACAACAAGCAAGCGAAUCGGGAGGUUAGGG
Prorocentrum cordatum is the source of this 1166-nucleotide messenger RNA. The record is from the annotation of a GenBank genome assembly. NCBI's taxonomy places the organism in Eukaryota, Dinophyceae, Prorocentrales, Prorocentraceae.